Molecule: messenger RNA, 3112 nt
Organism: Vitrella brassicaformis
Lineage: Eukaryota; Vitrellaceae
Source: the annotation of a GenBank genome assembly
CAGCCAUUCAACGCUUCAACGCUCAUGUAAAAAAUGGUGUCCGUCGAGCUACCCCCUUUGUCUUUCAAAAACAGCACACACGCACAGAGCCAGCCAGACGGACAAAGAGGAAAGGGCCAGACGAACACCAUAAGGCAUCCACACAGAGGGCGGUCACUUCCACUUCACCCACACAUGAACACAUUGGAAAAAGAGUGUGUGUGUGUUGGGGCCACCCUGCAGUGAAUGGCCUGCCUCCUCUGCUUGGCAGCGGGGGCGGCCAUCACCAAACGCAGGUCAUAUCACGGCCAUACUCCUAUGUUGUCUGUACUCCAAUUUUAUAUUAUGUGGUGUAUGUGGUUCCUGCCCUUUGAUGUGUGUGUGGCGCAUCCAUCCAUCCAUCCAUCGAUCGGCUUUUAGAAAGAGAAGAGAAUGGGCUGUGAGUCAGGUAAAAGGAAAGGAGGCCACACGUCGCUAUCUGCCGUCGGGCCCAGCGCCCUAGCCCCCCUAUGCUCACACCCAUUCAUCACCCAUGCAUCAUGUAUCGCAUCAACCCCCCUCUCCACCUUCAGCGACCCUUCUCACCGAUCCGUCCGUCCGUCCGUCCAUCCAACGACUACAACCCUUCAGCCACAGCACACGCAAUCGACACACGAGACGGGACGCUGGGCUAGGGCAGAAUGGACAGAGCAUUGAGAAGCUCCACACGGAUCUCCUCCAGAGUGCCCCUAUCCUGCUGCGCCGACCUCAACGCCCUCUCGCUGAUGGUGCCCAGUGUGUCAGCCCACGGCCCCGCCCACUCGAAGCCAGACUGGCCACGCAGCUGCUCGAUGGGGCUCGCCAGGCUGCCCAAAUGGUCCAGCGGCUGGCCGGUGGGGGUCAUAAGGCGGCUGUGGUGGUCGUCCCACUCCGCCACCAUCAGCCGCUCGUGUAGCUGCACCACAGACUCCUGGGUCCUCCUGUCGUUGUCAUUGUCGACACCGUGGAUGUCGAACACGGUGGAAUCGGGGCAAUCGCUCCUCAUUGCCAUGUGGGAGAGCAUCCCGAAGGCCCACACCAGCGUCGGCUGCCCCACCCACAUCGCCCGGCUGUCGCCCUCUCCCAGCAACACGCCCUCCGCCCGUAGUUUCCCUCCUAGCCUCGCCAUGCCGUCCCAGGCGCGCCUUUUCUUCCCUGACGGCGCAGCCUCGCUGGCCGCUGGCGGCGGCACCGGCACGUCGGGCACCCCACGGCAGAGGGCCGCCAGCUCCGGCGGCGACAGCCAUCGAGUGCUGUCCGGGAUCUGCCUUUCGGCCUCCUUGCGAUCAUCAAGCAGUGGGACCAGUGCCGCUCUGGUGCCCAUGAAGGCCGGCGGGGUGGGCGCGUGGCCGUCAGGUGGGUGCAGCGACGGGCCGGGAGGGCGGAUCUUGGGGCGGAUGGCGAUUGUGUUGGCCAGGUCCAGCAGCCUGACGUCGUCGAGCGUGAGUGGGGCGUUGCGGGAGAGCAGGGCAUCCCACCGCACCAUGACAUUGUUGACGAAAGCGUCAAAGUGCAGGAUGCCCCGCUUCACCGCUGCGAUGUGGGCGAGGCAGAUCAGGUAGAGGGCGCGGGUGAUGACGGUUACUUCAUCGACGAAAGCCGCUAUCGCCUCGUCGCUGUAGGCGCCCUCCUCCAGCCUCUGCAACGCCUCCAUCAGGCUAUACGCCCUCUGCAUCUCGCUCACCCCCGUCCAGCCAAAGAGACGGCCCACCUCUACCCAGUCCUCACCUGCGCACCCACAACACACACACGACGAAAGCAGCACCGAUGUGUAAGUAGGCCCCCUCAGUCUCUCUGGCAUCCGUCCAUCCACCAUUUCCAUCUCUCUCACCGAGUGGGGUCAUCGCUACGCACAACGCCUCGGCCUGGAUGCCCUCGGUGUUGGUGUAAAUGGCGGGCCGGCGGCGGUUGGUGUUGACGGCCAGGAGACUGAGGAAUGGGGAGUUGCCGCCGAGUGCCCUCAGGCGGGCCCCCUCCACCUCAAACUCCCUCGCCACCUUCUGCUGCAGCCUCGCCUCCAUGUCCGCGAGCCAACCUAUCUUGAAGGCGGCAUCCCGUCCGAUGCCCUGCCCCUCAUAUGGCGGCUGCAGGACGCCUCGUCGCACACUCGCUCUCGUGCCGUGCCCCAGCCAGCCGACCUCGUCAUCUGGCCAUGUGGCGUGGUGGCCGUCCUGCAGUGUGAGAACCGCUGGUGUCGGUGGUGUCGGUGCUGCUGGUGGUAGGCUGGUGCUGAUGUUGUGGGCGUUGCUGGGCUGAGGCGCUGACACAAUCUGACUCCGCAACACAUCCGGCUCCAACGGCUGUGGGCACACACACACACACACGUGAACAGAGGGCUUCCACACACUGACCUCACGCACCAGGUACCUGCGACGAGUGUGGGGACAUGUAGAAAGCGCUCUGGGUGGUGGAGCCUGCAGACACACACACACACAUGCAACGUCACACCACACACUGAUGGACAUCUUGCCCCAGUCAUGCCUUUGCCUGUGUGUCGACGCACCUGGUCCGUUCUUGAGAUCUUCGGCAGCAAAUGCGUCUUCCUCUGUCACUGUCAUGGCCUGCCCCUCAGGCAGGUCCACCCUCACACCACCGCCCAACCCGGACAUUUCCUUGGUCGCCCGCCGGACCAAAGUCACCUCGGCGUCCUUGUCUUCCUUGCUCCCCUCCAGCCAGAGCUCAUCUCUGAGCUCCUUUGCCGUUUCGGUGCUGGAGCGAAGCUGGGCGGGCUCUCGUGGCUAGCGCUUCAUGUCCAAGCCCUCGACGAUGGACUGCUCGCCAUCGGCCGUGACCGGCUGGUUGGCGGGCUGGUUAACGGAAGGGCGGCGGCAGGAAGGGAUACGGGAAGGCUUGUGCUUGUGCUUGUGCUCAAAAAGUGUAAUGAGUUGCCGAACCUUCUUGCAGGACGGCUGAAGCUGCUGUCAGAAGUGCAAGUCGGUCCAGGGUUUAGGGUCUAGGGUUCAUAGACCGACGAUCCACUGAUCUGUGAGACAGGACAGCUGUUGAGUCUUUGUCCGUUCCAUGAGACAGGCCAUGGCGGACAGGACGUCAGACAGGAUGGACUGACGCAUACUACAUGUCCUACGUGGACUCUCCACAAAAUCCACAGACCUUA